Messenger RNA from Malaclemys terrapin pileata, 4699 nucleotides. RefSeq names its product SVOP like (gene SVOPL). Bases 2863 to 4395 code for a protein of 510 amino acids. Lineage: Eukaryota; Metazoa; Chordata; Testudines; Emydidae. Gene Ontology annotation, cellular component: membrane. Gene Ontology annotation, biological process: transmembrane transport. Gene Ontology annotation, molecular function: transmembrane transporter activity. The record is from RefSeq and is a predicted model, not a curated record. The transcript is spliced from 17 exons.
CUAAAAAUCUCACCAGAGGUCAGCCCCCACUUCAUGCUUGGGCUCUGGUGUCAGCCCUUCAAAACCCACACAUUCAUAACUGUCUCAGAAUCAGACACCCACCCCUAUGGCUAGUUCAGACUUUCCUUCAUGCAGCCUGGGCCUUUGAUCUUGGCCUCGUGUAAUGGGUGAUCAGCAGACAGGGGCCCGCUCCUAAAGGUGUAGCUUCAAAAGGCCGGGGGGUUGCACAACCAGAGGUGGGGAAUUUGCAUACAAUCCCAGUCCACAAUAAUACAUACACCAUUCGUUCAAUACAGUGGGCCCCAAAGAUACUUGAACUUAAUUCAAAAGGUCACCCAAGGAUGUUUCAGGAAAUUGCUACAUCUGUCAGUGACUUGACCACAGCCCACAAGUACUUACAUAAAGAGAUGAUACUGGGUAGCAGGCAAAGAUGGAACAAGAUCCAAUGGCUGGGAACUGAAGUUUAAAAAAAACUCAACUGGAAAUUAGAAACACGUGAUGAUGGUUACUAUUUGGACAAGCACACUCAGGGAUGAGGUGCAUGCGCCAUCAAUUGGACUCUUUCAACCAAGCUCAGCCGUCUUUCUAAAAGAGAUGUUCUUCUUCAACCACAAGGUGCUGUGCUAGACGCUGCAGGAAUCCCUGAGUGAAAUUCUGUGGCCUGUGUUAUCCAGGAGGUCAGACUAAGGGUCCAUAAAGGUCCUGACUGGCUUUACUAUUGAUGAAGCUACUCCCUUAGAUCAGUGUCCUUCUAAUGGCAAUGAACCCUACAGUCUGAUUAUGUCCUGUGUAAAGAAGUGUUAACAUCUACUUGCUCAGCCAUAGCUGCCUUUCCACCAUCUUCUGGACCUGUGCCUCUGACGCUAUCAUGUGUCAGGUUGUUCUCCCAUUCAGUCAUUGACAUAACUGUAAGAAGCAGAAAUACUGAUCUGCAGCACUCUUACCAAAUGCAUCCCCAUUUGCCUGGCAUAUUGUGCUCUCACUUAUUUUGCUUGUUCCUUAUUUUGGUAAUUUCCUUUUAUUUUAUUUUGUGGAGAAGGCACUGGAUUGGGGUUCAGGAGAUGUGAGUUCUAGUCCCAGAGCUGCCUCCCACUGUCUGAUCCUGGGCAAGUCACUUAAUUGCUCUGUGCAUCAGUUUCCAACCUGUAAAAUGUGAAUAACAACACUUCCUUUCGCCCACCCUUGGGUUGUCUUGUCUAUUUUUUAUUGUAAGCUCUUCAAGAGUAGGAACUGUCCUAGCACACUGGGGCCCUGAUCUUGGCUGGGGUCCCUAGGCACUACUUUAAUACUACUACUAAUAAUUAGUAAUAACUUUUGAAAGGGCUACCAUUCUGUGUUAAUCUUUAAUGGGGUGUCAGGGGUUCUCUAUUUCAUUCCUUGUUAAGUUACUCUUGUUGGGGAACAUUGGGAGAAGCUGGUACCUAUAGAAAACUGCCCUCCUUUACUUAACUCAGAAGUCCUUAUUGCAAAACACAGUGCUUGUAUUAAACUGGAAAUAUAUGGGAAUAGAUGUCAGGCCAUCAUGCCACCAUCAGAGGAGACCAUUUGGAAUCUGACCCUCCCAAUCAUUAUGUUAGGGGCCUCUCUCUUUUAACAAAGGAUGUCUUCCCAUCAGUUUCUGUUUGUCAGCGUUUGAGGUGAGUCUGUAAAUCUAUGAUUUUUCCCAUUCCCAUUGGCCAUGGAGAGAACAGGAAGUGCUGCAUUGCCCACAACAUGCUCAUGCCACUUGCAGUUUUGCAUUGUGAUGAUGACUAUAAUCACAUCUCAUGCUUCAGGGCUUUAGUUGGUCACCUGCAGGGGUCAGAAAGAAUUUUUUCCCCGAUGCACAAUUGCCCAGACGUAGUCUUGGGCAGGGGGUGGGGGCAUGGGAAGGGAGUUAGGUUGGGUUGGGGUUUUUUUUGCCUUCCUCUGAAGCAUCAGGGAUUGACCAGAGGAGGAGACAGAACAACAGAUGGGAUGGAUCAGUGCUCUGAGGUGGUAUAUGGAGGCCUUUUUCUCUAUACCUGGCUGGUGCGCCAUGUUCACGUGCUCAGUGUCAAACUGAUUGCCAUUUUCAGAAUCAGGAAGGAAUUUUCUCCCUGGGCAACUGGCAGGAACCUUGGGAGUUUUCACCUUCUUCUGUAGCAUGGGGCCUGGUUUGCCUGCUGGGAUCACCUGGGCAGAUCUCACCAAAUCAAUUCCCUGCCACUGCAGGGACCUUGAGCAUAGGUGACACCUUGGUCUCUCCUGUUCUUUGUUUGUGGAACACAACAGUUUAGUUUCCUGAGGAGUUAAAAUUGCUUUAAUCUAACCCAAAUUAUUGAGCUCAAUAUAGGGGUAACUGUGUGAAAUGUAAUGGCCUGUGAUAGGCAGGUAGUCAGAUUAGAUGAUCUAAUGGUCCCUUCUGGCAUUAGAUGCUAUGAAAUUAUGGGUUGGUGUUGCCCUUUUAAGAGGGGACAGGUGAAAUGUUGUCGUGGAGGAGGCGUGACUCAAGGACAUUAACCUGCAUAUUUUAGUGUAAAUUCCUUAAAAACAUUUCCUGGAGGCACAGAGUGAAUUGACCUAUUAAGAUACAGUAAAUGCAGCAACUUACUUUGGAAAGGAACGAGGAAGUUUUGAAGCCCUUCGUUUAAAACCCAGACAAGCCAGGGUUGAAAGAUUUAAAGGGGGAAGUGUGUGCCUCCGGCUAGGAAGAAAAGUAAUUUAUGGAAGCUGGCCCCAAAAGCAGCAAUGCAGCUCGUGCAAUAAAAUGAAAAGAGCGGAAUAUUUAAAACUAUAAAUGAGGAAAGAGACAUUUCCCCAAGCUUGAGAUCUUUCUAAGGUUGGAAAGUGAAAUCAAAGUAAUCUCCAUUGUCAUCUUUGGGAACCCGACAAGAGCUGAAGAUGGCCACCCAGCAAAAAGAAGUAUCAAAUGCCAUUGGCCUGGAGGAAAUAGGCACUGAGAGGCAAGAACCCAAGAAAGAGCAGAAGACAUUUACAGUGGAAGAGGCUGUGGAAACCAUCGGGUUUGGGCGGUUUCAUAUAGCGCUUUUCCUGAUCAUGGGCAGUACUGGUGUGGUAGAAGCCAUGGAGAUCAUGCUAAUAGCUGUUGUUUCUCCACUCAUCCGUUGUGAGUGGCAACUUAAUGACUGGCAGGUGGCUUUAGUGACAACGAUGGUGUUUUUUGGCUAUAUGAUAUUCAGUAUACUCUUUGGACUCUUAGCUGACAGAUACGGCCGCUGGAAGAUUCUGCUGAUCUCUUUCUUAUGGGGGGCCUAUUUCUCCUUGCUGACAUCGUUUUCUCCAUCGUACAUCUGGUUCGUUUUCCUCCGGGCCAUGGUGGGAUGCGGUGUGUCAGGCCACGCACAAGGACUUAUCAUAAAAACCGAAUUCUUGCCUACAAAAUAUCGAGGGUAUAUGUUGCCCUUAUCUCAGGUUUUUUGGUUGGCAGGCUCCUUAUUAAUUAUUGGAUUGGCAUCAGUGAUUAACCCGACCAUAGGCUGGCGUUGGCUGAUCAGAAUCGCUUCUAUUCCAGGCAUCAUUCUCAUCCUGGCAUUUAAGCUACGCUACUCCGCCCCUAGGAGCCAGAGGGACCUGCCGGAUGCUUCCCGGGAGCUGCCCCAGUUCAUUCCAGAGUCUGCUCGGUACAAUGUAUCUACUGGAAAUAACAAAGCCGCCGUUGCAACACUGGAGAGGAUUGCCAAGAUGAACCGCUCAGUAAUGCCAGAAGGGAUCUUGGUGGAGCCUGUUAAUGAAAGAAGAGGUAGAUUCAGUGACCUAUUGGACUCCAAAUACUUACGAACCACUUUGCAAAUAUGGAUCAUAUGGCUUGGAAUAUCUUUUGCUUAUUAUGGCGUCAUCCUGGCCAGUGCUGAGUUACUGGAGCGGGACAUGGUCUGUAGUUUGCAGACAGCAGUGAAGGAGUUGGGGGAUGAUUCAGAGGAAAGCCGCAGCCCAUGUCACUGUCGCUUGUUUGCCCCUUCGGAUUACCGGAUCAUGAUCAUCAGCACAAUUGGAGAGAUUGCAUUAAAUCCCUUAAACAUUCUAGGCAUCAAUUUCCUAGGAAGACGACUGAGCCUGUCUAUAACAAUGGGAUGCACUGCACUAUUUUUUCUCUUCCUUAAUAUCUGCACUACAAGUACGGGUCUGAUCGGUUUUCUCUUCAUGCUGCGUGCCUUGGUAGCAGCAAACUUCAACACCAUCUACAUUUACACAGCAGAGGUUUACCCUACCACAAUACGAGCUCUGGGAAUGGGGACAAGUGGUUCACUAUGUCGGAUUGGAGCUAUGGUGGCACCAUUUAUAGCACAAGUUCUCAUGAGUGCUUCGUUCCUCGGGGCCCUGUGCCUUUUCUCAGGCAUGUGUGUGGUGUGUGCCAUCUCUGCCUUCACUCUGCCCAUAGAGACCAAAGGAAGGGCGCUCCAGCAAAUGAAAUGAAUGAAGACACUCAAAGUUGGUUCUUGUGGGAGAGAAAAAGGAACUUUCCAGCAACCGCUGAAAGGAGGAGGUAUAAUCACUGUUGAAGAGCAUACAAGCUACAUGCUAUCUACAGGAUGCAUUUGGAAAAACUGCUGGGUGCAUGGUCUUUCCUGUGAUUCAAUAAAUAGAUUUCUCCUUCACCCCUGAAGCCUCUUUACUAUUCUCAGUAUUAGUCCUAUGCCACAAGAUGGCUACUAAAAUACAUGGGUCCUAGUCCCCUCUUGGAUUAACUGGUGUUGGACAAGUUGGGAUGGUGGUGUCA